Molecule: messenger RNA, 303 nt
Organism: Pterocles gutturalis (yellow-throated sandgrouse)
Lineage: Eukaryota; Metazoa; Chordata; Aves; Pterocliformes; Pteroclidae
Product: sodium/potassium-transporting ATPase subunit beta-1-interacting protein 2-like
Exons: 4
Biological process (GO): regulation of sodium ion transport
Source: RefSeq, a predicted model, not a curated record
AUGUGGUUGAAUUUAAAGAUGCUGGACCUGGGUCACUGCGCAUCUGGAAGAUGCGAUCUGAUCUUUAUCUGUUCCUAAAGAUUAGUUUCUGUGCUUGAGAGGCAGAUAUUUGACUUCCUUGGUUAUCAGUGGGCACCCAUCCUGGCAAAUUUUGUACACAUUAUUAUAGUCAUACUUGGCUUAUUUGGAACCAUCCAGUAUAGACCUCGUUACGUAACAGGAUACGCUGUCUGGCUGGUCCUUUGGGUUACAUGGAACGUGUUUGUUAUCUGCUUCUAUUUGGAGGCUGGGGACCUUUCAAAG